Molecule: messenger RNA, 1060 nt
Organism: Andrographis paniculata
Lineage: Eukaryota; Viridiplantae; Streptophyta; Magnoliopsida; Lamiales; Acanthaceae
Product: thioredoxin M3, chloroplastic-like
Exons: 2
Coding region: 343-858 (171 amino acids)
Cellular component (GO): cytoplasm
Molecular function (GO): oxidoreductase activity, acting on a sulfur group of donors, disulfide as acceptor
Source: RefSeq, a predicted model, not a curated record
AGAUGAGAUGAUCCCAUGGACACACCAAUAUAUAUUUAUAUUUAUAUUUAUAUUAUACUAGUAUUAAUAUAAAUUAUAAAUUAUAAAUUUUUUAGUCAAGAUCGCCACCCGAAUUCGAAACCCACGUGCUUCAUUGUUGGGCCAGGCCAUCACCGCUACCUUCCCAUCAUAUUUGUCUGCUGCGAAGUAACUUCUCCUUCCCCCACUCGCCAUCCCUUUCUGCAUCCCCUGUAUAUCUGUGAACGGAAAACUCGUGCAUAAUUCUUCAUACUGCGUUGUCGUCGUGACAAAUUUCGCUCAAUUGAGGAGGUGCAAUCAGCGUGUGACUUUGUGGAGUGUCGAAUGGCUGCAUUUUGUUGCACAACUGCUCGAUUCCCGCUUUCCCUUCCGCCGCUUCGUUGCGGAGCCUUUUCUCUGAAGCCAGUGAGCCAACGGCGGGAGAGCCUGAGGUUCGGGUCUUCAUUUCGGACCGUGAGGAGACUCGAGGCCAGAGGAUCCGUACUCGUCUCCUGCAUCAGUGAUUACUCCAAAACUGCAGUUGUCACUGGAAAUUCAUGGGAUAAGCUGAUAUUAAACAGCGACAUCCCCGUGCUUGUGGAAUUCUAUGCCAGUUGGUGUGGGCCAUGCCGCAUGGUUCAUCGAGUAAUCGAUGAGAUAGAAGCCAUGUACACAGGGAGAAUAAAGGUCUUCAUCCUCGAUGCAGACAAAGACCCACAAGUCGCCGAGGACUACGAUAUCAAGGCCGUGCCUGUGGUUCUGUUGUUCAAGAACGGCAAGAAAUGUGAUUCGGUGGUAGGCACAAUGCCUAAAGAGUUCUACGUGGCUGCCAUUGAAAGGGUUCUCGAUUUACAGAAUUAGCCAUGAGAGAUCCAAGAGCUGCUGAUGUUCAUAGUUAGUUCAUCUAUCCUCCUAUAUUAUUUCAUCUGUUCAAUUUUCUACUACAGUCUGUAUAUCGUCGUCGUCGUCGUCAUCAGGUAUGUGUUUGUUCUUGUUCACCAAAGAAGCUUCAAACUGAAUGAUGAGUCCAUCAAUAAGAUCUUUUUGUGCUUUUGGUUGCUAA